Molecule: messenger RNA, 609 nt
Organism: Sphenostylis stenocarpa
Lineage: Eukaryota; Viridiplantae; Streptophyta; Magnoliopsida; Fabales; Fabaceae
Source: the annotation of a GenBank genome assembly
AUGAAUGAGAAGCUGAGGAAUGGAAGUGGGAGUUCAAGCUCAAGUUUGAACAGCAUAUUUUUGGAAACAGAGGAUGACCAAACAAUUGCAAGCAUAUUAGCGGAGGACGAAAAUCUCAAGGCAGACAACAGGCUUGGAAAGAGGCUUUCACAUUUAGAUUCCAUUCCACACACUCCCCGCGUUAAUGGAGAAAUUCCUGAUGCAAAUGAUGCUACAGUAGACCACAAGAGGCUGUCUGAAAGGUUAGUUGCAAAUGGUUUGGCAGAACUACAGAUGGAGGGUGAUGGGAAUUGCCAGUUUCGAGCAUUAGCAGAUCAGCUGUUCCGCAAGCCUGAUUAUCACAAGCAUGUUAGGAGGCAGGUUAUAAAGCAGCUAAAGCAUCACAAAACUUUGUAUGAAGGUUAUGUACCAAUGGAGUACAAAAGCUACUUGAAGAAGAUGAAAAAAUCAGGGGAGUGGGGAGAUCAUGUUACACUACAAGCAGCUGCAGACCGUUUUGAUGCCAAAGUUUGUUUAGUAACCUCUUUCAGAGACACUUACUAUGUUGAGAUCCUUCCAACUGACAAAAAUCCCACUAGAGGCAAAGCUAUGGCUAAGCUUUUGGAGUGA